Molecule: messenger RNA, 7565 nt
Organism: Seriola aureovittata
Lineage: Eukaryota; Metazoa; Chordata; Actinopteri; Carangiformes; Carangidae
Gene: mpripb
Product: myosin phosphatase Rho interacting protein
Exons: 25
Coding region: 867-6722 (1951 amino acids)
Biological process (GO): actin filament organization
Cellular component (GO): actin cytoskeleton
Molecular function (GO): actin filament binding
Source: RefSeq, a predicted model, not a curated record
CCGCCCCCCCCCCCCCCCUCGCUCCGUUGGGAGAGAAGAAAAUAAACCUAAUGCUGCUAAUGAGGCUAGUUAUGGAACCAAACCCUAAAUACUCCUUUUGCCAACUGUGACCGGCCGUGAGGGGCUCUCUCUCCGCAUGCAGCGCCUCCGUCUGGGAGAAAAAGCUCGGGAUCCGUGUGGAUUCUUCUGGACCGUCUCUUUCUUUUCUUUUCUUUUUUUUUUUUUUUUUUUUUUUUUUUAAAAGUCAAGUUGAAGACGCCAGCCAGGAGAAGCUUUCAUUUGCUAGUAGCCUGUCUGUGAGCUAGCUAACCGAGCUAACCGUAGCCUAGCAAAGCCGAGCGCUGGAUGAACUUCGCAUGGACUGACUCUGCUGCUGCGGAUGGGAGAGUAGCUCCGCUGCCCGACUGCGAGCUUUUGUUUUGGGCUGGGUCCUUGCCUUCGCAUGGGAGUGCGUGGUUGCCUAAUGGACACUAUCGCCCCAGGAGCUGGAAGGCGAUAACGGUGUGCAAAUGUUGUUUUUGCGGCUCUCGGCAUCACGUUAUUGAUUCUGGAAAUCCAUUGGCAGAGCUAACAGGAUAUUAGCCACCUUUUCUCGCUUUGUGGUUGCAGGCCAUGGACUGAGAGGCAUUCAUCACUGGCUGGGUGAUGAGAAGGGCUGGCUUGAUGGCAGCUAAUUAUUUAUUGGGAAGCAGCAAUUGGAGAAAGGUUUGAUUUGAACGUCCUCCCCCGAAGAGUUCAACUCCUGUUUGGUCUUUUUUAUUUUGUUUUUUAUUUUUUACUGGAGUUAGUCCAGAAGAGACGCACAAGAAAAACAGCGGAAUUACAACAUUAAAGUCCCGUAAAGAGAAAUUAACAACUGAAAUAUAAUGUCUACCGCUAAAGAAAACCCCUGCAGGAAAUUCCAGGCGAACUUCUUCAACAAGAGUAAAUGUCAGAACUGCUUCAAACCUCGGGAGCUGCAUCUGCUGACGGACCAGGAUCUGACCCAGGCUAAACCUAUUUAUGGUGGAUGGCUGUGCUUGGCCCCCGAGGGAACUGACUUCGACAAUCCUAUGCAGAGAUCCCGGAAAUGGCAGAGGAGAUUCUUCGUGCUGUACGAACACGGCUGUCUGCGAUUUGCCCUGGACGAAUCGCCGAGCACGCUGCCUCAGGGCACCGUGAACAUGAACCUCUGCACAGACGUCGUCGACGCCGAGCCGAAGACGGGCCAGAAGAACUCCCUGUGCAUCGUCACGCCGGAGCAGGAGUACUUCAUCAGAGGGGAGAAUAAAGAGAUCAUCAACGGGUGGAGCGAGCAGCUGGUGGUUUACCCCCGAACAAACAAACAGAACCAGAAGAAGAAACGCAAGGUGGAGCCCACGACCUCCCAGGAGCCAGGUCCAGCCAAGGUGGCGGUGACCGGCUCUGGGAUCCCCGAGGCGGAGAAGGUCCCGGACUCCAGCUCCAUAAUCUGGCAGGAGGAGCUGAACCAGAGGGAGGCCGAGGGGGCGGCGGUCUGGGCCGCUGCCGACCUGCCGCCAGGAUCACCACUGGCCUCCACAGGUGACGGUGCGUCUGUGGGCCACGGCUCAGACGCUGGUUCGGUGAACGGUGAUGAGGUGGACCGGGGAGGCGUGGCGCUGCACAGCUCGCCGCUGCAGCCGCCCGGCGACCUGCUCUCCCCCACCGGCUCCUGCUCCAGCCUGGGAGGAGUCCCCCGCUGCCUCUCCCCAGCCCCCAGCGACCCCUUCCCCUCCGGCAGCUCCCUGCUCUCCAACGGGUCCCACAUCAGCGGCUCGGUCAGCUCUUUGGACUCGGACGCCAGCGGCAGCACGGUGACGAGCACCGACAGUCACCCGGCCAACCAGAGGGGGGGCCACGCCUACGGCCACCACGCCAGGCGCCUGGAGGCCGAGGCCAGGAAGGCCGAGAAGAGGAGCCGGUUCAGGAGCCCCGACAGGCAGGAGAGGGAGGCCGUCCUCAGCCCCGAGAGGAGUCGCUCCGGUGUUAUUGAGAAGUUGGAGGCGUUGGAGCUGGAGAACCAGGAGAAAAUGGAGGUGGAGGAGUCGGGGAGGGGCGGAGCCAGACAGGGCCGAAGUGAGCACAGACGUUUCCACAGAGAGGAGCAGAGGCAUGACACUGGUCAGGGUCUGGACUUCCCCUCCACCCUUCCCCCGCUGAGGAGAGCCAAGUCUCUGGACCGAAGGACCACCGAGUCAGUCAUGACGCCUGAUUUACUGAACUUCAAGAAAGGUUGGAUGGUGAAGCUGGAUGAGCAAGGACAGUGGAAGAAAUACUGGUUUGUGUUGACGGAUCACAGCCUGCGAUACUACAAGGAUUCGAUUGCAGAGGAGGCGUCUGACCUGGACGGUGAGAUCGACCUGUCCACCUGCUACAGUGUGACCGAGUACCAGGCUCAACGUAACUAUGGCUUCCAGAUCCACACCCAGGAGGGCGUCCACACGCUGUCGGCCAUGACGGGAGGUAUACGCAGGAACUGGAUCCAGGCCGUCAUGAAGAACGUCAGACCUUCCACCGCCCCUGAUGUGGCGAGGUCGACUGAGGAUCAUAGCUCAUUCUCUUCUUUGGAAGUUCUGGUCCGACCAGAUCUCACCCAGGACUCGCCCUCCUCUGAGGCCUCUUCCGUAGAGAGAGAAUCCGCUCCGGGCGUCAUCAAGAGCCGGGCGCGCGAGCGUAGACGGGAAGGCCGCUCCAAGACCUUCGACUGGGCGGAGUUCAGACCCAUCGCUCAGGCUCUGGCUCAGCAGAGAGCGCAGGAGGCCGAGAGCCUCCAGGCCGACCUGGGAGAGCUGGAGCGAAGCCGGCGGAGGGAGGAGAGGCGGAAGAGGUACGAAUCUGUGACCAGCUCGUCGGCAGAUCAUCCGUCUGCGAAAGAAGGAGGGAGGACGGACUAUGAGAGCGGAGAUGGGGUCGGACACUUAGAUUCGUUAGGUCCCACGUCUCUGGAGAGGCAGCAGAGGGUGGAGGAGGUGAUCGAACAGCACUGGCGACAGGUGGAGAAGACGCCCAUACGGGACGAGAGGAGGGUUCCUCUGCCCUCCACGGGGCAGAUCAGAGAGACGGCAGAGCUGGAGCAGCUGCUGGAGAACUACAAGCAAGGGAUCGAGGACCUCAAGGCUCAGUUGGAGAGCUGUCACAAGCAGCUCCUCGACUCCAACAAGCACAAGCAGGAGCUGGAGCUCCAGCUGAGAACGGCUCUGGAGAGAGAGCAGGACGUCCGGACAGGCUACAUCUCUCCGCUGGAGCCCCCUUUGGGUCUGGAGGCUGAUGUGACGCCCCAGACGAAGAAGCCUGAGCUGGUUAGUUCUCAAGCACAGAGUUUAACAAAGAAGUACCAGGAGACCAAAGAGCUCCUGAAAGUGCAAGAGCUGAAAAAGCGCAAUAUGCAGGCACAGCUAGGCCUCACGCUUUCUCACCUCCCCAUCAAGGAACCUUACUUUUCUGAACCCCCAAAGCCGUCCGUUCAGGAAGAUCCUCCCCCUGAACCCGUCCAAAAAACCGUUAGCAUCCUGUUCCAGGACGGACCAGAGGCCAUUCAAGAACUAGAAGACCUGAUAAGUGGUCAACCCUUCACUCUGAAGGAGCUGGGAAAGGUUUUGAAAUCCCAUAGUUGUAAUCAAGAGACAACAGAGAAGCAUCAACUUCAGAAGCUCCUGGAGACCUGGAAGUACCAGCAGGAGAUAGAAAACGAAAUGAUAAAAAAGAGUUUAGCCAGGGCAGGAGAAAGCAUCCGCGAAUACGAAGCCCGUCUUCUGACCAUGGAAGAUUUGGUGGGGAAGGUUCAGAAGCAAAGUCUCAAAAGCCCCUACGGCCCCGUCUCGAAGAUCGAAAACCACUCUGAGACAAAGGAGAUGACGAUAGGAAUGCUCUCUCAGAGGGUCGAACUGUUAACCAAUGAAAACGGGGCAUUGAAACAACGAUGUCAGGAGAUAGUGAACCAGCUAACUGAAGCCGACAGAGAAAUAGACAGGCUAAAAGCCGAGCUGAUCGGCCAGCAGGGCGGCAAACAGCAUCACCUGGUCAUGGAGGAGCUGAAAAGGCUGAAGGCCGAACUGGCUGAAAACCAAGCUAACGCCAUAGACAGGGAGUAUUAUGAGAGGGAGCUGAACGAGAAAUCCUUGAGACUCCACGAAGCUCUGGUCACGUUAGAGGAGCUAGGCAGCACCCUGAAAGACACUGAGAAAAAGCUGCAGUUGAGAGAGGCCACGCUGAAAGGUCUCGGCUUCCAGUCAGAUUAUGAAGAUGAGGAGAUACACCCGGAGAAAGAGCUACCGGAAACCUCACAAGCUAAGAUGCUUGAGAUGGAGGCAAAGCUGCGGCCGACAGAGCAGCGUUGUGCCGAACUGGAAGCUAGGAACAGUGAACUAAUCACACUAAACCAGGAAUCUGAGAAAGUCGGUAGAGAGAAGCUAGCAGAGGCAGAAAACGAAAUAAGGAUGCUACGAGAUAAGUUAGGUAGAGCUGAGAUGACAGAUAGUAAGUGUGUGGAAGCAGGAAAAACGCAGGUCGACAAUAAAGGACAUAUAAAGAAAGUAGUAGAAGAGGUCGAGAGGAAGACUGAGGCGAUUAAUCAGGUUGUAGAGAUGUUAGCAAAGGUAGACGUUAACGUAGAGAGGAUGCUCGGUGAUUUAAAAAGCACUUUAUUCGGCUCUUUGAAAGAAGAGCCACUCCGUGUGAGACGAACGGAUAUGAGGUUGGUGGUUGAGGGAGAGUUUUGGAGCCAGCUGUUGGGCCUCCCCAAAGUAAACCCAGAGGAAACCAGGCUGAAGAGUGGGAGGGAUGUGGCAGAACAGAUGAUGGCACAGAAGCGCUUGAUGAUCUUGAUUAGUAGGAUUUCUCCACAAGCGAAAGUUGAGAGUGAGGUAGAGACAGAGUCGGAUUUUGCGUCUAUGUACUGCUGGUUUAACGACAAAACAAACGCUUUGAUUCUCAAAGAGUUAACAAAGGCCUUGGAGGCAAAGUCGAAUGGUUUGAGGCAGACGGCAUCCAGGGUGAUGCUGGAUGAAGAUGACGAGCUCCUGUCUUCGGCUCUAGCGAGCUUCGAGUUGGGUAGUGAGCAGAAACAGGCCUCAGACUAUCUGCUCGAAGCGCUGAAAGAAGCGUACACGUCUUAUAUGAUGAUCAGGCUGAAGGUCCAGCAUGAGGAAGAGCUAAAGCAAGAGCAGAUGGAAGUUGAGAUAGGUAGCUUGGACUGUCCGAAUUGUCCUAAAUUAAGAGAAGUCGUCAGUGACCUCCAGUCUAAAGUGGCAGAUCUUCAGAGUCAACCAUCUGAGGCGUCAUUGAAAACAACCACAGGGCCACAAACUAUGAUCCAGAUUGAAGGAGAGCCCAUUGACUCUCUGGAUAAAACCAUUGAGCUUCAUGACAUGACAGCGAGGCACAGGAAGGAGCUUCGAGAGGUCAAAGAUCGCUAUGAGCUGGAAGCUGAAAAGAUGAGGCAGGAAAUAGCUAAGGCCAGUGAGACGCUUCGUCUCCGUUCAGAAGAGAACGUGAAAGAGAUUGACUCGUUGACAAACUGCAUGGAAAACCUCAAGAAGAAGCAUGAGACGGAGAGGGCGAACCUCAUGGAGAGGUUCGACCGGGAAAUGGAAGAGCUGAGAAGCAUGAUGAGUCCGGUCAACCCGGACAGGACCUUGUCGGAUGAGGAGAAGCCGUCGCAUCACCCUUCGGCCGAAACAUCGACCCUGAAGGAACGUAUCCAAGAGCUGGUGACCCAAGUGUCAGUCAUGACCGAAGAGAUGAGACGGCGUGAAGAGCGGGGCGACGUUACGUCUCAGCGGCUGAAAUACGAGAAAGACCUGGAGAACCUGAAGGCCACCUGUGAGAGGGGCUUUGCCGCCAUGGAGGAGUCGCAUCAGAAGGUGAUAGACGAGCUGCAGAGGAAACACCAGAGAGAGCUGGAGAACCUGCAGGAGGAGAAGGAGAGGCUGCUGGCCGAGGAGACGGCGGCCACCAUCGCUGCGAUCGAGGCGAUGAAAAACGCACACCGGACGGAGCUGGAGAAGGAGCUGGACAAGGCUCGCAAGGCGAACAACAACGCCGAGAACGCAGACAUGGAGGAGAUCCACCGACAGCACGAGGAGGAGCUGUGUUCGUUCCAGCGGGAGAUCGAGGUGCUGUCGGAGCAGUACUCCCAGAAGUGCCUGGAGAACGCCCACCUGGCCCAGGCGCUGGAGGCCGAGAGGCAGGCCCUCAGGCAGUGUCAGAGAGAGAACCAGGAGCUCAACGCACACAACCAGGAGCUGAACAACCGUCUGGCAGCAGAGAUCACAAAGAUGCGUUCAAUGACGUCUGAGGACGGAGUGGGAGACACCAACGCCACGAUACAGGGGAAGGAGCUCUACGAGUUAGAGGUGAUGCUGAGGGUGAAGGAGUCUGAGGUCCAGUACCUGAAGCAGGAAAUCAACUCCCUGAAGGACGAGCUCCAAGCCGCCCAAAGAGACAAGAAAUAUGCAACGGAUAAGUACAAGGACAUCUACACAGAGCUGAGCAUUGUGAAGGCCAAAGCAGAGCGGGACCUGGGCCGGCUCAGAGACCAGCUGCAGCUGGCGCACGAGGCGCUCGGGGAGCCGUCGCUGGAGGAGGUGGAGCGAGGAGGAUACGACAUCAUGAAGUCCAAAAGUAACCCAGACAUCCUCAAGAUGGCGGCUGCUGCAGCCAAACGCUCGGAGCGCACCAUGAGGUCAAAGUCUGUGAGUCGAGUCCUGCCCUGGGACAGUUAGGGCCGCUGAGGACCUGUAGACCUCCCCCCCUCCUCCUUUAGAGUCUGAAGGAGGGGCUGACACCUGAGCAGAGACUCCACCUGUUUGAGAACAAAGACACGAAGGAGUUCUGACAGUGACGCCGCUUCCUCCCGCCUCGCUGCAUGUGUAGAAGUCCACUAUAUUUUAGCUCUGUAACGACUUAUUUAGUAACAGUAGACACUGGUCACAAACACAGAUCAUAUAUUAUUAAAAACAUGGUAUGAAGUUUGAAUUUCAUGUCUAGACUUUGCAUUCCAUGCACUUCAGUUAACUGUGACAUUUUUGUAUUGUUGAUGUUUUGCUGCCAUGUCUCACUGUAAAUACUUUACGUUUUUAAUCUGCCACGAACACUAAACUCUGACUGUGUAAGCUACUGUGUGACUCCAUAGACUGUCGCUAGCCAAAGGCAUGAAUGUGAUGUUUAACGGCUGAACUACAACCACACGCGCCGAGCAGCGAAUGACGCUCGCGUUACAAAAGCAUAGGAAUAGUUACUGCGCCGCCACAGACGGGACAACGAGCCCGUCGAACCCGCCGUGUCGCUUCAUGUUCCCUGUCCUCGGAUCAGACGUGGAUGCAUUCACUGACCAUAUAUAUGAAUCUUUCCUCACUGGAGUCUCGGUCCAGCUGUACAGGAGCUGUUGGAGGUGGUUCAUGUCUGUAGUCUUGUUCAGUGGCAGUCCUCCUCCCUUUGUAUUUAUUUAAAUGGUUGGGAUUUUUUCUUUCACAUUCCCAUUACUCUGUACUCUAUUAUUGUAAAUAUUAAGCAAAUAUACACCAACUGACUACAGGUUUAUUAGCAAUAAAUAUUUUUGCACCCUU